AAGCCAUUGCACGAAAAGAGCUGCUCGCAGCCGCACCGCUGUGAAUAUCUCUAUGCUCGUUGCCAGGACUGUGGAGUGUGCAAAGAAGGAGGGAGAGAGAGCGAGCGCGAGGAGGAGAGGUGGAGGGAAUACAGUUGGAUUUGGAUACAACUGGAAAACUACCAGGCGCGCACAGCACGCACCGAACGGAAGGCACAUCGACGGCGCGUAACCAACAUUUCGCCCGGUCCCCGUCCCCCUGCGAUCGGAUCGAGCCGAGAAUGGAGCUCCCCGCCGCCGGAGAGCACGUCUUUGCGGUGGAGGGCAUCGAAAAGAAGCGCAUCCGCAAGGGCAAGAUUGAGUACCUGGUCAAGUGGCGAGGCUGGUCCCCCAAAUACAACACAUGGGAGCCAGAGGAAAACAUCCUUGACCCGCGUCUCCUGGUUGCGUUUCAACACAGAGAGAGGCAGGAGCAGCUGAUGGGAUAUCGUAAACGGGGACCAAAACCGAAACAUCUUUUACUGCAGGUGCCCUCGUUCGCCCGAAGAUCCUGUAUCCCUACAGGUUUUGAGGAAACGAUGCAGGAUGCAGAAGGUGGCCUCAAGUCAGAUCCUGUCCAAGUCCAGCGGCCCCAGCCUCAGCAGUACCAGCUGAACAGCAAGAAGCAUCAUCAGUACCAGCCCAGCAGCCAGGAGGUACCUGCUGACCAGCUAACCAACGGCAAAAAGAAGUUCAUCUACCAGCUAAACAGCAAGAAGCACCACCACUAUGAGCCUGACCCAAAUAUGUACGACACACAGGCCUCGAGGCUCAAAGAGGUGGUCAAAGUUCAGGAACCGGCCUGUAAACAAGCAAAUCCUGGCUGGAACUUACCGCUGGCUCUGCAGCAGAAAUGGGUUCGUGACAAAGACACAGGAUGCUUGAGCAAAGUCAAAGAGUUGGCAGUCGAGAUGCGGAAACCCACUGUCAAGGAGGCCGAGAGCGAACAUGCCCUCAAACCCAACCCUAAAGACGCGACCCUGCCAAGUUCUAUUAGCAGCAAAAUGAAGAUAAUCAAGAACAAAAACAAGAAUGGACGUAUCGUUAUUGUCAUGAGCAAAUAUAUGGACCGUAACAAGGUUCAUGGAGCAAAAGGUAAACAUGGGGAAUCGUCGAGCGAAGAGAAACCAAACAACACCAAACCGUCGGAAAACAAUCCAGCUCACAGAACCAAAAUGGUGGAGCAUCCGGAGAACGGUAUCCCCAAAGAGAUCUGUAACGGCAGCUCCCUUCCCGCCGCAGAGCAUCCUAUAAAGUGUUCCCCAAAGGACAGACAUUUCUCCAAACCUUCGCCAAGCACAGCAGAGGAAUACAACACCGAAGUGGCUCGGGGUCAGGCAGACUUGCCGGAUGAUCUACCGCUACAGCUGACCGCUAGUUCACCACUGAUGUCCUGGUCUGUUGACACCAGCAUCCCGACACCUACUGCUGUCGAGCAGAUCAGGAUCCCUUCCUUUCCCAGCGACCGCAAGCGAAAGCUCUCGGAUCCCGUGGAGGACAGGAGUGUUUCCAAAACCUACCUGACCUCCAGGAGCUUCAGUUUGCCAGGCACAGUCAUCACGCCGCCUCAGGACAAACCCAUGGACCUCCACUGUAGUGGCCGGCGCCUCGGCAGUACAUGCACAUAUGAGGCUAUGGCCUCUGGCAGCCAAGAGGAGCCGAUGGAUCUCAGCUGCCCAAAGACUAAGAGGCAGGUGGAGCCAGAAAUACUGCCAGAGCCGCUGCCAGAGCCCGAGCCUGCUGUCAGAGACACUCCGCCUGCGUCUGAGGAAACGCAGAAAGCCUCAGAGAAAUCUAAAGAAGCACCUGUUAAAAAACCCUCUCCCUUCAUGGGAAAUAUCAUCAUCACUGAUAUCACAACAAACAGUCUCACCGUCACCUUCAAGGAAUAUAUUUGGACCUCCGGGGUCCGCGGAUCCGCACCGGGAGCCCCUGACUCCGCUCGCCCCGCUGUGCCAGAGAUUCCUGUGCAGCAGCCAGAGCAGCGGGGCUCCUCCCCUUCACUCAGAAACCCGGAGCACAUCAUGGAGCUCUCAGCUGUUGGUGAGAGCGUCUUCGCAGCCGAGUCCAUCAUUAAACGGCGAAUCAGACGGGGUCGUUGGGAAUAUCUCGUGAAAUGGAAGGGCUGGUCUCAGAAGCACAGCACAUGGGAGCCGGAGGAAAACAUCCUGGAUGAACGACUCUUCGCUGCCUUCGAGGAGAGAGAGCGCGAACGGGAGCUGUUCGGCCCGAAGAAGCGGGGACCCAAACCCGAGACGUUUCUCCUGAAGGCCAGAGCCAAAGAAAAGACGUAUGAAUUUAGAAGAGAGGCUCCCAGAGGGAUCCAGGUUUCCUAUCCCACCCCGGAGCCUGUCAUAACACCAAGGGCCCGGGAGGGUUUACGCGCUGUGGUUCCCACAAUCUUCCCACCGAGCGCGGUCAACAGAGGAGAGAGUGUCCACGUCCGAGCACCAGAGCCCGAGAGGAGGCCCAGGCCGACCCCACCGGCUGCUCUGACACUCCAGGAGCAGGACCGACUCCCCAAAAAGAGAGGGCGCAAACCGAAGCUACAUUUACAUUAUGAUAAAGAAGAGGGAAGCAGCUCGGCAGAGCCGGACACCAAACGGAGCAGGUCUGUGGAGGAGCCCGUGUCACACGGCGUGUCCAAAGUGGCCAGACGGCUGCACCACCAACACGGAGAGACGUCGGACCACAGCCUCCUCCAGCUGACGAAGAGGUUCCAGGAGAAGACCACGAUCACGCCCAAAUCCAGCGGUGCGCAGAGACACGCGUCCUACACCUGCGCGUUCAAUCCCAACGAGAGGGGACACAGGACUCACUGUCUGAGCAGCAUGUCUGUCCCUCUGAAGCUGAGGCACCAGGUGAAGGAGUACAUGCCCACUCAGCCCGAGUCCACCCGUGACCCUGCCUCGAUGUGGACCCCCAGAUUCACCAGCCUGGACACUGUGACCGUGACGGACGUCACACUGAACCUGAUGACGGUCACCGUCAGAGAGAGCAGCACGGACAAAGGCUUCUUCAGAGAGAAAAGAUGAGUGUGUGCAGGAAUAUUAAAUGUUUAAAUAAUUGUUUAACAUGCUAACUCACUAACAAGCCUAUCCUGGAUCACCAUAUUUUUCUAUGUAACUUCGUAAAGUGUGAAUAGAGUAGUUUAAAACGCUGCUGGAAAAUUAAUUAAAUAGAGAAAGUGACGUUGCAACGUUAAGGUGUAUUUGAAGGUGUUAAAUAUCACUGAUUUCAUCUUGUUCAGAUUGUCUAUAAACACACUUUUUUACUGUACAACCAUAAUAAUCAUAUUUAGCUGUAGUUUAUGACAGUGUUCUCCAAAUAGGAAAGGUUAUAAGGUGACUGGCAUUUAUACAAUUUUUUCUAGUAAAGUCAGAAGCCAUGUAGCGUCUCAGUUUAGGUUCAGAAUAAGAUGUUUUUCAUUCAUCUUGUCAAGGUAUUAUAAAUGUUUGUAGGCACGAGACUCGUGUCAAAUAAUAAUCGAAAUUAUCAAAGGAACGUAUAGAGUUAGUGAUGUUUUAACACAGGAAAAUGAAAAUCCAUCUGCAGAAUAUCUACAUCAUUUUUCUAAGCGUUUCAGAAAGUAUUGUCUCUAAUUUAAAAAUCCUCAUUAAGGCUGCGGGAUAUAUAUUUUUGUAAAGGCUUUGCUGUUGUGCUGGGUUGGUGCCACGUUCAAAUAAAACAUGUCCGAUAAUUCCUGCUCAACAA
This is a messenger RNA of Hippoglossus stenolepis (Pacific halibut), 3732 nucleotides long. RefSeq names its product chromobox homolog 4 (Pc class homolog, Drosophila) (gene cbx4). Gene Ontology annotation, biological process: negative regulation of DNA-templated transcription. The transcript has 11 exons. The record is from RefSeq and is a predicted model, not a curated record. NCBI's taxonomy places the organism in Eukaryota, Metazoa, Chordata, Actinopteri, Pleuronectiformes, Pleuronectidae. The coding region runs from base 261 to 3053 and encodes 930 amino acids.